Olea europaea var. sylvestris is the source of this 1700-nucleotide messenger RNA. Its product is annotated as auxin-responsive protein IAA9-like. Gene Ontology annotation, biological process: regulation of DNA-templated transcription. Gene Ontology annotation, molecular function: protein binding. The record is from RefSeq and is a predicted model, not a curated record. Bases 279 to 1397 code for a protein of 372 amino acids. NCBI's taxonomy places the organism in Eukaryota, Viridiplantae, Streptophyta, Magnoliopsida, Lamiales, Oleaceae. Gene Ontology annotation, cellular component: nucleus. The transcript is spliced from 6 exons.
CCAUAAUUCUCUUUUAGCCCCAAAGAAUCGCUCUUUUUUUCUUCCAAGCUUUGAGUUUCUCGGCAAAACAAAAGAGCUCUCUGAUUACUUUUGUUUUUAGCUUUCUGCUUAAUGGAGGGACCUUGAAACUCCUCUCUCUGCUUUGCGUUUCGUACAUUUCCUACAGUUAUUCAAGCUCUCAAUCCUCAUCUGCUAUUAACUUGUGCUAAUUCUACUCCACCCACUUUCAGGAUUAUUUAUCAGCAGGUCGUCGGGCAAUUUUAAACUUUAUUUAUCUGAUGUCUCCACCGCUGUUGGAUGUUGAGGGGGGUGGUCGGGGUAAUGCUCCAUUGAUGUCAUCUUCAGCAUCCGGGGACUGUAUUUCCCAGAGUGGCUCGGGGUUGAAAGAAUGCAAUUUUCUGGGAUUGUCUGAUUGUUCUUCAGUGGACAGCUCAGCAGUCUCAAAUGUGUGUGAGAAAAACAAGAAUAAUUUGAAUUUUAAGGCCACGGAAUUGAGGCUUGGUCUUCCUGGAUCCCGAUCCCCAGAACGAGAUUCAGACUUUAGCCUGCUGAGUUCUGGCAAGCUCGACGAGAAGCAGUUGUUUCCGUUGCUUCCUUCCAAGGAUGGAAUCUGCUCGUUGAUGCAGAAGUCCAUUGUUUCUGGAAACAAAAGAGGAUUCUCAGACACCAUGGACGGAUUUUCUGAAAUAAAAAGUUCUGUUUUUACUGAAGGAAAAUGGAUGUUCAAUGCUAAUGGUUCUGACUCUGGAACUCCUCAAUCUGUUGUCGAGGCUAAGUUAGCUGGCAAUGCCGGAAUAAAUGUGAUUCUCGCAAACAAUUCAUCCGGGGCUCAGCCAUCCAUGAAGAAAGAGGUGCCUACAAGAGCACCAAAGGAAGGCCAAAACAAGAUGAAUGGUUCUAACAAUAACAGCAGUGCACCUGCUGCUAAGGCUCAGGUGGUUGGUUGGCCUCCAAUCAGAUCUUUCAGGAAGAAUACUUUGGCCACAACCUCAAAGAACAAUGAAGAAGUUGAUGGUAAACCUGGUCCUGGUGCUCUUUUUAUCAAGGUCAGCAUGGAUGGUGCUCCUUAUUUGAGGAAGGUGGAUCUCAGGAUGUAUUCCACAUAUCAAGAACUUUCUUCUGCUUUGGAAAAAAUGUUCAUGUGCUUUACGAUAAGAAAAUGUGGAUCCCAGGAAACUCCGGAUAGGGAAAUGCUGGGCGAGAAUAAGUUCAAGGAUCUUCUGCAUGGAUCAGACUAUGUGCUAACAUUCGAGGACAAGGAUGGUGACUGGAUGCUUGUUGGAGAUGUGCCGUGGGGGAUGUUUAUUGAAUCAUGCAAGAGGCUCAAGAUUAUGAAAGGCUCUGAUGCUAUUGGAUUAGCUCCCAGGACCAUGGAGAAAUCCAAGAACCAGAACUAGCUUUCCACUGAAGGCUACUGCUUCCAAAUGGAAAAAUCCUGAGGAGCGAAAGGAUAACAGAUGAAAAUAUGAUGAUCUAAAGAAUGACUGCUUGCUUGAGCUGUAUUUGGAGAAUCCUUUUGGUGUUUGUAUGUGUUAUUGAGUGCAUUCUAUGUUCUUGUUAAUUUCUGUUUGUCUUAAGAUUUAUCGGAGAACAAUGUUUGUGGAGUUCGUAUUUCUUUUAUUGGAACUACUACUACUACUAAGUUCGUUGUAUUUGUUGAAUGUGUGUGGUACUUUUUAGACAAUUUUUUUUUUUUUCAA